AUGGAUUUCGCCGCGCUGAUGUCUAAGGAGAUCUCCAAGGCCAAGAGCACUGGCUCCGCCAAAUCCUCCGGUACCCAAAAGGAGAAAGAGACCUCAACAGCGCCUUCAAAGAAAUAUAUGCGCCGAGGAGAGGUCGAGGCGGCGCGCCUGACGGCAUACGAGGAGGAGCAAGAACGUCUUCAAAAAGAACGCGAAGAGAAGCAAGCCAAAAAGCGCAAAUUCGAGGAGGAAGAGGCAGAUCGACAACGUGAACGAGAAGAGAAGAAGGCCAAGCUUGCGGAGGAAUCCAAGAGGAGAAGGGAGGAAGAGGAAGACACCAAGGAGCGCGAACGGCGGCGAAGACUCGGACUACCCGACCUACCCAUCAAAAGCGACGGUGACGAAAUACCUGGCGAUGGAGACGACAAGGUGGAGAUGGAUGAAGAUGAACUAAUUAAAAAGCUUCGAGAGUUGAACGAGCCUGUGCGGUUGUUUGGAGAGAACCACCGCUCCCGGCUCCGCCGUUACCACCGAAUCGUCAAACGAGCUGCUACAUUACAGAAGUUGACCGAUGGACCCAUCCCCACGACCCUAGAACCUGUGCCUGGUGGUCAAAUGCUGAUCCCCGCUAAGAUUCCGACGGGAGAUGCCGAUCGACUGUUCCUCUUCCGACAAUUGGCGUCCUACUUCAACAUGAUGCUUUCGGAGUGGGAGCUGGCUUUGGCCAAACGGGAUGUGUCAGUUCGGGAGAGUCAUCAGGGAAAGCAAGCCUAUAAUGCCAUGGUCCAGUCUCGAGAAAAUAUGAAUCCGCUGUUUCGGCGCUUCGAAAAGGCGGACUUGGAGGAUGGACUGUUGGAGCCAAUUGUGGAGAUCGUGCACAAGGUUCAGCAGCGGAAAUAUGUUGAUGCCAACGAUGCCUAUCUGCGCGUCAGCAUUGGAAAAGCUGCAUGGCCUAUCGGUGUGACCAUGGUUGGUAUUCACGAGCGAUCGGCGCGAGAAAAACUACACCAGAGCGAUCAGCAGGCACAUAUUCUGAGUGAUGAGAUCACUCGAAAGUAUUUGCAAAGUAUCAAGCGUUUCUUGAGUUUCGCCCAGGUGCGUUGGCCUCCGGAGGACCAACUACAGAUCAUGGGAUAA
Penicillium verhagenii is the source of this 1116-nucleotide messenger RNA. Its product is annotated as mRNA splicing protein PRP18. The transcript has 2 exons. The record is from RefSeq and is a predicted model, not a curated record. Gene Ontology annotation, biological process: RNA splicing; generation of catalytic spliceosome for second transesterification step. The coding region runs from base 1 to 1116 and encodes 371 amino acids. NCBI's taxonomy places the organism in Eukaryota, Fungi, Ascomycota, Eurotiomycetes, Eurotiales, Aspergillaceae. Gene Ontology annotation, cellular component: U5 snRNP; U2-type post-spliceosomal complex; U4/U6 x U5 tri-snRNP complex.